This is a messenger RNA of Castor canadensis (American beaver), 4962 nucleotides long. Lineage: Eukaryota; Metazoa; Chordata; Mammalia; Rodentia; Castoridae. The record is from RefSeq and is a predicted model, not a curated record.
AUGACACCAGGGUACAGCUCAGAGGAGGGUGUCCGAGGGAACCAGAAGAGAGUGGCAUGCCUGCUGCUUAUGCAGCUAGAAAAGGGGUAUGACAUGCCUAGGUUGGAGGACACCAUCCUGGGCCCUAAGGCCACCAGGGAAGAUCGGGCACUGACUGUGCACGGGGAAGGCCCACAGGCUUCGCCCACUCCCGUGCCUGCCCGAAUCCGUGAGAUUGUAGCCAGCAGCCUGGGCGAGGAGCAUCUCCAAGGAGUGCAGGAGCCACCAGCCACCACAACCCACGUGCAGGAGGAAAGUGAGCUCUUACAGGAGGAGCUGGCCCGGCUGGAGGACCUGCUGGCCCAGGCAGGCGUUGAGCGGGAGGAGCUGGCCAGCAGGUACCGCAUGGUCAGUGAGCGGCUGCAGGCCAGGCUGCAGACCACCGAGGCUCGGCUGCGGAGAUCAGAGCUGGAGCACAGUGUGAACCUGGAGGAGGUUCUUGGCCGCUUGGAGGCCUCAGAGCAAAGGAGCACGGGCCUUUCCCAGGUGAACACCCUCCUGCGAGAACAGCUGGAGCACAUGAAGAAGGCCAAUGACACACUGACCCAGGAGUUGGCCAGGACGACGGGCAGCAUGUUCCAACUGCAGAGAGAGCUGGAGCUGAGGGAGACCCAGCGGAUGAGCCUGAGGGAGCCCCGGAUCUUCCUCUUGCUGUGGAGACAAGCCACAGCCCUACAAGCACACCUGGCAGAGCUGCGGGCAGUCACUGAGAGGGGUCUUGCCGACAUGCGAGCAGACACUGGCAGGACCGCCCGGCACCUGCACACAGCCUGCCUGAACCUCGCCACCAACCUGCAGCUGGCAGCCAACAGCACAGCCUGCAACCUGGAGAAGCGUCUUCGGGAACAGACUGGGGAGUUGCUACGGCUGCAGGGCCACUGGGAUGCCGAAAAGGUGGCACUGAAGGCCAGACUCUCAGAGCAGACGCUGCUAGUGGAGAGACUCACAGAAGAAAACGAGCAGAGGGAAAGGACCAUCACAUCCCUCAAAAUGGGCAUCCAGAAACAGGAAACCCGGCACAGUGGAGGCCAGCUGGCAGUGGAUGACCUGGGGGAUGAGGUCACAUCCUUGCGGCGCGUUCUGACCAGCAUCACAGAGGUGGCCCAGGCAGACCUCAAGUCCCCAGAGCUGGCGUGGAGCAGCAGCACUGAAGACAAGGAGACACAGAACCAACUAAGGAGCUCCCCACGUGCCAUAUCCCCACCCUGGGGGGCGUCCCUGUCCAGGGCCCUCUCCCCAGCCAGCCUGGAUCCUGCUCUGUGGGUUGUGCAGGCAGCCAUUGACAGGCGGCGACAACGGGAACAGGAGCUGUACCUGAAGUUGGAGGCCUCCCAGUUGGCAGUGACUGGGCUCCAGAAGCAACUAUCUGAGUGUCGACAGGAGCUGCAGGCCUCCCAGAGGCUACUACAGGACCGGACACAAGAGCAGGAGGACCUCCUGGGCCAGCUGGAGGCCCAGAAGCAGGAGACAUGGCACUGCCAGGCAUCCACCAAGCUCUUGGGAAGGGAGAAGGUGGCCCUGGGGACAGCAGCAGAGGAGCUAAGAGCAAAGGCAGACAUCUGGGAUGCAGAGAAGCAAAGGCUGGAGGCAGCGAAUGCCGAGCUGUGGAGAAGUCUCCUGCUGCGGGAGGAGCAGAAAGUGGAGCUGGUGCAGCAGGGUGCGAGGAGUCAGCGUGAGCUGGAGGCCAGCCAGGGGCGCCUGGAGCAGCUGGAGGAGAAGGUGUCUGGGCUGAGGAAGCAGCUGGUGAAGGCCCGGGAGGCACUGAACACCGCACAGCUGCAGAGGGACGUGGUGGAGAGUGAGAGAGAGAGCUUAUGUGGUGCCCUGGCCCGGGCUGAGUCCAGCAACUCUGAUCUGGAGCUGUUGGUAACACGACUAAAGUCAGAGGGGCAGGAGCAGCGGGACACCCUGGCCACAAUGGCUGCCCUGAUGGAAGGGCUGGCCCAGGACAAAGGCACCUUGAAUCACCUGGUGCUCCAGCUGGAGCAGGAACGGGACCGACUGCGGGAGCAACAGAAGGUGGUAGAACAAGAGCGGGCAGGUGCCAGGGAGCAGCUGGCACAGGCAGAGCAGCAGCUGGAGCGCAUGGGGGCCAAGCAGAGGAGCCUGAAGGAGGCCUGUGGACACCUAGAGCAGCGGCAGGAGCGGCUGGAGGGGCAGGCGGCUCUGCUCAGGCGUGAGAAGGCUCAGCUUCAGCAGCAGGUGGGCCAGGUCACCCGCAAGAAACAGGCCCUAGAGGAGCAGCUGACACAGAGCCUGCAGGACCAGGAGGCCCAGAUGGACACUCUUCAGAAGGCUCUGCAGGAGAAGGACACCUUAUCUGAGGAGAGGGCCCGUCUGUUAGCCAAGCAGGAAGCCCUGGAGAGACAGGGCAAGUUUAUGGCUGAAGAGGCAGCUGAUCUCAGGGCUGAGAGGGACUCUCUGGAGAGCAACCUCUUUGAGGCCCAACAGCUGGUGACACAACUGCAGACCCAGAAGGAGCACCUGGAGAGAGAGGCCAAGAGCGCCCGGCUCACUCGGCAGGCUUUGCAAGUGGAAAUGGAGCAGCUAAAGAGUGACUGGGAGGUCCGGGAGACAGAGCUGCAGUGGGACAUGGGGAGGCUGCAGCAGCAGGUGGCCCAGCAGGAACGGGAUGCACAGCUGGCCCUGCAGAGCCAGGAGUUGGCCCACCGAGAAGACUUGGCCCAGCUCCAGAGAGAGAAGCCUCUCAGUCUACCCCUGGCAGAAGAGAAGGAGGUGGCCACACAACAUCUGGAACAGGAGAGGAAGCUGGUGGCAAAAAGUGCAGCUGAGAGGGAAGCACUGGAGGAGGAGAUUCAGAGCCUGAAGCAGGAGCGGGAUGAGAGCCUCCUCCAACUGGAGCACGAGAUGCAGCGGGCACUGUCCCUGAAGGAAGCAGAGAGGAUCCUACUGAGCGACAAGCUCUCUGGGACUGUGCGGGAGCUGGAGCAGGUGCGACAGGAGGCCCAGAGCCAGGAGGCACAAGCUGAGGUCACCAUCAGCACCCUGACCAAGGAGUUGAGGACCCUGCAGGUCCAGUUCGAGGAGGCCAUCUCUACCCACCAGAGAGAAACUGCAGCUUUGAGUGAGAGGCUCCGGGAGAUGGCAGCUGAGCGGAGCAAAGUACAAAGAGAGGCAGAGGUGCUGCGGGCACAGCUGAACGUGGCCCAGGAAGGGUUGGCUGAGCUGCACCAGGAACUACAGGUCAGCGAGGAAAGCCAAGAAAGGCUGCACAGGGAGGCCCUGGAGGCCCACCGGAUACUGGAGGAUGAGGUUCGAGAGAAGAACGUACUGCAUCACUCCAACACGGAGCUGCGGGCUGCCAUCCUCAGGGCUGAGCAGGAGAAGGCCAGUUUGAAGCGAUCCAAGGAAGAGCAGGAGCAGAAGCUACUGGUGCUGGAGGAGGCCCGGGCGGUGGCUCGGAAGGAGGCCUGCACGCUGAGGGCCAGGUUGCAGGAGCUGGAACGGGCGCGGGGAGACGCCUGCCGGGAGCUCCAGGAGCGCCGCAGACAGGUGAGGACCCUGGAAGAGGAGAACCAGAGGAAGUGCCAGGAGGUGAGCACACUGCAGGCCCGAGGCACACAGGAGACAGAGCGGUGGCAGCAGAGCCAGCAGGAGGCACUGAAGCUGCAGAGGCAGGUGGCUGAGGCUGAAGCUGCCCGUGACGGCACCCAGAAGGAGGUCCUGGGGCUGCAGAGGAAAUUGGCAGAGGCAGAGGCCGCAGGCGAGGCCCAGAUAAAGAAGCUGGAAGGGCGCCUCCGUGAGAGCCAGGAGGCUGAGCAGACCCUGCAGGCCAAGGUACACAGCGUCACCAGGAGGCUACAACAAGCCAGCAGCCUGGCCAACAGCCUCCAGGCUCGCCUUGAUGGUGCCUGUAGCCGGGUGGACAGCCUGGAGCAGGAGCUGGCCCAGGCCAAGGAUGCCAGACGGAGUGCAGAGGCCCAGCUAGGCCAUCUGUGCUCUACUCUCCGCCAUGGCCUGGGGCUCUGGAGCCGGAGCCCAUCAACCUCUCCAGAGCGACCCAGCUCCCCCACAAGAGGCUCUGACAACUCUCAGGCUCGCCCUGGGCAGCGGAGUGCCAGCCCCCACACCAGGCCCCAUUUGCCACUCCGAUGUCCCUCACCUGCACCCGGAGACCAUGAGCCAGAAGUCAUGGAUGUGACCUUUGUGCAGGACGCCUUGCGAGACUUCCGGCAGAAGCUUUGGGAUGCCCAGCAGGAGCGGGAUAACUUCCGUGUCCAGGUGGCCAGUCUCAGCGACCAGCUGACUGAGGUGGAGAGCGAGCGUGCCCGAGUCCAAAGCCACGUGGGGCAGCUGCAAAGGGACCUGGCUGAGGUGGAGGAAGACCGGCACAGGUUGGAGAGCAUGCUGAGCAGUGCCCAGGCAGCACGGGCCCUGCAGAAGGAGGCGCUCCAGAGUCUGGAGGCUAAGAACCUGGCAAGCACACGGUCUGCAAGCCAGGAGAGGCGGAGGCUGCAGGACCAACUGGACACACUGCACCAGGCCCUGGAGGAAAGCAGAAGGCACAGCCAGGGCCUGGCCAAGAAGGGGAGGCUCCUGGAGGAGCAGCUUGCUAGCCUGCAGCACAGGCAGCGCAGAGAUCAGGCCGAGAGGCGGGCCCUGCGGGAGCAGACAACAGCACUGCGCACAGAGCGUGCUCGUCUGCAGGGGGAGCUCACAGCGCUGCAUGCUCGCCUCAAGCAGACGGAGCAGGAAACCUUGAGGAGGGAGGAGGAUGCAGCCAGGCUAGGAGCCGAGAAGGAGCAGCUGGACCAGUCCCUGAUCAGCCUACGACAGGAGGUGGCUGGGGCACUGAAGCAGAGCCAGCAGCUGCAGGUUGCCAGACUAAAGGAGCAGCUGGACCAGGAAGUACAGCGGCAGCAACAGGCCCACCUCUGCCAGGCCUUCCAGGCCAGGCAAUGA